Mercurialis annua (annual mercury) is the source of this 1063-nucleotide messenger RNA. RefSeq names its product proteasome subunit alpha type-6. Gene Ontology annotation, biological process: ubiquitin-dependent protein catabolic process. Gene Ontology annotation, cellular component: proteasome core complex, alpha-subunit complex; cytosol; nucleus. The transcript has 9 exons. Lineage: Eukaryota; Viridiplantae; Streptophyta; Magnoliopsida; Malpighiales; Euphorbiaceae. The record is from RefSeq and is a predicted model, not a curated record. Bases 106 to 846 code for a protein of 246 amino acids.
CAUGCUACUUGUGCACAAAGCCAGAAUCAAGAGUAUAUCAGUUCUCUCUGCAUAAAACCCUAAGAUCAAUUACUUCGAAAUCGAAACUAAAAAAGUUGAUUCAAAAUGAGCAGAGGAAGUGGAGGAGGAUACGAUCGGCACAUCACUAUUUUCUCACCGGAAGGUCGUCUUUUUCAAGUCGAAUAUGCUUUUAAGGCUGUGAAGGCUUCAAGUAUCACUUCCAUUGGUGUUUGCGGAAAGGAUUCAGUUUGCGUGGUGACUCAGAAAAAAGUCCCUGACAAGCUGUUGGACCCUUCAAGUGUGACACAUCUUUUUCCUAUUACAAAGUACCUUGGCUUGCUAGCUACUGGCAUGACAGCUGAUGCAAGAACGUUGGUUCAACAAGCACGAAAUGAAGCAGCUGAAUUUCGCCACAGAUAUGGAUAUGAGAUGCCUGUUGAUGUUCUGGCUAAAUGGAUUGCAGAUAAAUCUCAAAUUUAUACCCAGCAUGCUUAUAUGAGACCGCUUGGAGUAGUUGCUAUGGUAUUGGGAAUUGAUGACGAAUAUGGCCCUAAACUAUAUAAAUGUGACCCAGCUGGUCACUUCUUUGGCCACAAGGCUACAAGUGCAGGACUAAAAGAACAAGAAGCAAUUAAUUUUUUGGAGAAGAAAAUGAAGAAUGAUCCCUCAUUUUCCUAUGAGGAGACAGUGCAGACUGCAAUUUCUGCCCUGCAAUCAGUUCUACAGGAGGAUUUCAAGGCUACUGAAAUUGAGGUGGGAGUUGUGAGGACAGAUAAUCCAGUCUUCAGAGUGUUGUCCACGGAGGAGAUUGAUGAACACUUGACUGCUAUAACUGAGCGUGACUAAAUAAUGAUCUGUGUCGAAGGAAUCUCAGUGAAGACUCGGAGCACAUUAUUAUUAUCUUUGUUUAUGAUUAAGCACUUGAUGAUAAGCUUGAAGGACUGAGAAGCAUUUCUCAUCUUGUUCUUAGGUGCAUUGUACAAUUACUAUUUUAUGAGUAGUCUUUCAUACCUAAAAAUCUUAUUUUGUUACAUCUGAAAAACUUGCUCAUUAAUUUCCCAAA